UCUAUGGUUCUAACCGUCGUAACCCUCGUAAACCCUUUAACAUCUAACCCUACUUUCUUUAAAUAAAUGUUUAUUAUUUUUAUAUUCAUAUAACCGUAUUUUGGUAAAAAAAUAAGAGUUAUUGUCUUCUAGUAGAAAAUAUUCAAAAUAAUAAUUAACAAAUAAAAAUACCUCAAGCUGCCAAUUUUCUCCUUCUCUUAAAUUAGUUUAGGUCAAAGUACAUUUACAUCUAACUUUUAAGUGUAAUCCCAAAUAAAACUUGUGUAUUAGAAGAAGUAAGUUAGUUAAUAGUUAUUUGAAAAGGAAAUGGCUAUUUCCCCCAAUUCACUAUUAAAAAUACCAUACUAUUCCAAAGUUCAUCAAUUUCAAAAAUACCUUUUUGUAGUAAAUCGAACACAAAUAGGUAACAGAUUGUUCUCAGAUGAAGCAUUUCCAAAAAUUACCACCCACUAUACAAUUUACCCAAGAGAAAAAGACCCCAGAUGGAAAGAAAUAAAUAUGGAAAGAUUCGCAGAUACCACUGAUGUACUUAUUGUGGGAGGAGGUCCAGCUGGAAUGUGUGCAGCGAUUCAAGCAAAGAAGCUUGCAGCAAAAGAAGGAAAAGAGCUCAAAGUUACUGUAGUGGAAAAGUCUGCUGAAGUGGGAGGUCAUAUCCUUUCAGGAGCCUGCAUUGAAACUAAAGCUCUUGAUGAAUUAAUUCCUGACUGGAAAGAUAAAGAAGCGCCUCUUACAACUCCAGUAAAAAAAGAUAGAUUUAGCUUUCUUACCGAGAAGGCUCGAAUACCGAUUCCAGUUCUUUCGUUUAUGCCUUUAAACAACCACGGUAACUAUGUUGUGCGACUGGGUCAUGUUGUACGCUGGUUAGGAGAGCAAGCUGAAGCUUUAGGAGUCGAAAUAUAUCCAGGAUAUGCGGCCGCGGAAAUCCUUUAUCACAAAGACGGAAGUGUAAAAGGUAUAGCUACAAACGACGUGGGUAUUGGAAAAGACGGUGCCCCUAAGGACAAUUUUGAACGCGGAAUGGAACUGCACGCAAAAUGUACCAUCUUUGCUGAGGGCUGUCAUGGACAUCUUACAAAACAAAUUAUUAAAAAGUUUGACUUAAGGGCUAACAGUGAACCGCAAACCUAUGGAAUUGGUCUUAAAGAGAUUUGGGAAAUCAAUCCCUCAAAACACCAGCCGGGCUUAGUGGAACAUACGGUAGGGUGGCCGCUCGAUCGUAACACUUACGGUGGUUCUUUCCUUUACCAUUUAAACGAACCAUCCCCUUUGAUUGCCAUAGGUUUCGUGGUAGGCCUAGAUUACACCAAUCCCUACUUAAGUCCCUUCAAGGAGUUCCAACGCUUUAAACUGCAUCCCACUAUCCGAUCAGUACUAGAAGGAGGCCAGCGUGUAGCUUAUGGUGCUAGGGCAUUGAAUGAAGGUGGCUUCCAGAGCUUGCCGAAAUUGACUUUUCCUGGAGGUUGUCUCAUUGGAUGCGCCGCCGGUUUUCUAAAUACGCCAAAAAUAAAAGGUACCCACAACGCAAUGAAAAGCGGUAUGUUGGCAGCUGAAGCGGCUGUAGAAGCCGUUUGGGCACAAGGAGAAAACUUAGAACAAAGUGUUGAACCUGUUACAUAUGUUAACAAGAUACAGAACAGUUGGAUUUGGACAGAACUGAAAGCUGCUCGAAAUAUAAGACCUAGUUUUCAUAGUUCUUUGGGUUUGUAUGGAGGUAUACUUUAUGGUGGAUUUAGUAUGCUCGUUGGCGGUAAAGAACCGUGGACUUUAAAACAUGGUGAUCCUGAUUACAAGAGACUAAAACCAGCGAAAGAAUGUAAACCAAUAGACUAUCCUAAACCUGAUAAUAAAAUUACUUUCGAUCUGCUUUCAUCAGUAGCCUUAACAGGUACUAAUCACGAAGCAGAUCAACCACCCCAUUUAACGCUUAAAGAUGACACCAUUCCCGUCAAAAAUAAUUUAACAGUUUUCGACGGACCCGAAGGGAGAUUUUGUCCCGCAGGGGUUUACGAAUUUGUGCCUCUUGAAAGUGGGGAAGGCCAAAGGUUGCAAAUCAAUGCUCAAAAUUGUAUACAUUGCAAAACUUGCGAUAUAAAAGAUCCCAGUCAAAAUAUCAACUGGGUGACACCUGAAGGAGGCGGUGGACCAGCAUACAAUGGUAUGUAAAUCUAGACUUGAAUAAGUAAAUAAACAAUAGUGCCUUGUUUUUAUUUAUACGUAUAUGGAGUGCAAAGGUGUAUAUAUGAGAAGAAAUCUGUAAAUUUUAAUAAUUACCAUGUACUGUUGUAGGUAUAUAUAUUUUAAAUAAAUUAUAAUUAUCAACUA
Messenger RNA from Agrilus planipennis (emerald ash borer), 2322 nucleotides. It is a transcript of the gene Etf-QO, whose product is annotated as electron transfer flavoprotein-ubiquinone oxidoreductase, mitochondrial. The coding region runs from base 307 to 2163 and encodes 618 amino acids. Gene Ontology annotation, molecular function: iron-sulfur cluster binding; electron-transferring-flavoprotein dehydrogenase activity. Gene Ontology annotation, biological process: electron transport chain. Lineage: Eukaryota; Metazoa; Arthropoda; Insecta; Coleoptera; Buprestidae. Gene Ontology annotation, cellular component: mitochondrial inner membrane. The record is from RefSeq and is a predicted model, not a curated record. The transcript is spliced from 9 exons.